CCCAAAUGUCAAUUUGUUAUAAUACAUUCAUCAAAACAAAAUCAGCCUGGAAUCAAAUCUAAGAACAUGCUAAUAUUUUCACAAAUAUUAUAAGUUCAGAAAAGGCAUUUACAUUUUGAAUAUUAUUCAAUACGUUCGAAAUGUUUGCUAAACAAAUAUCUUUAUUCAGCAAAUGGUCAUCGUUGCUUUCAGCUUUUAAAAAUAUUUCACUGAAUCCUAGUGCUCCAUCGACGGCUUUGGCUGGCGCGUCGAAAAAAUUUUCAUUAUCGGCUGUAUGUAGCCGUUUCUCUUCGACCGCGGUCGUACCUCAGCUCACCGGUAAAUCUGUAGUGCAGCAGGUUAACCAGCAAAUUGCAUCCGGCAGUGAAGGGCGCUUGUUCGCAGUGGUUCAACUUUGCGGUAAACAGUUCAAAAUCACAACUGGAGAUAUUGUAAUUGUCGAAGGAUAUUGGCCUCCAACAAAUGGAGACCGCAUUCGAUUGGACAAAGUACUUGUUGCUGGUGGGAAAGAUUUUUCCUUGAUUGGUCGACCGCUCGUUUCACCCGGUUUAGUAGAAGUUCAGGCAACGAUCAUCGAAAAGACACUAUCGCAUACGAGGACACAUUUCAAGAAGAAGCGAAGAAAGCAAUACAUGCGCAUUAAUUUUUAUCGUACUCAACAGACAAUGCUUCGGAUAAACUCAAUAGAGAUUAACCCGAAUGGUGUCGAAGAGCAUGAUGAAACAAAACAAGUUGAGAGAUUCUUUUGAAUGUCGUUAAUUUACUUUGCUUAGAAUAAUAAACGUAGAAAGAUUUAA
Messenger RNA from Wyeomyia smithii (pitcher-plant mosquito), 797 nucleotides. It is a transcript of the gene mRpL21, whose product is annotated as 39S ribosomal protein L21, mitochondrial. The record is from RefSeq and is a predicted model, not a curated record. Gene Ontology annotation, biological process: translation. Gene Ontology annotation, molecular function: structural constituent of ribosome; RNA binding. The coding region runs from base 141 to 749 and encodes 202 amino acids. Gene Ontology annotation, cellular component: ribosome; mitochondrial large ribosomal subunit. Lineage: Eukaryota; Metazoa; Arthropoda; Insecta; Diptera; Culicidae. The transcript is spliced from 2 exons.